This is a messenger RNA of Trichechus manatus latirostris (Florida manatee), 2700 nucleotides long. RefSeq names its product prohibitin 2 (gene PHB2). The coding region runs from base 168 to 1067 and encodes 299 amino acids. Gene Ontology annotation, biological process: mitochondrion organization. Gene Ontology annotation, cellular component: mitochondrion; membrane. The transcript has 10 exons. The record is from RefSeq and is a predicted model, not a curated record. NCBI's taxonomy places the organism in Eukaryota, Metazoa, Chordata, Mammalia, Sirenia, Trichechidae.
GCAGGGGGGGAGGGCUUAGAAGACAGCGCACUUCCGGUGCCCUUUCUCCUGCUAGCCCGGCGGGCCUCGGACCCUCGUGUGAAGGGUGUGAUUCCUAAACUGGGGCAGGGUAGAGGCGGGCCGGCACCCCCUUCUAACCCCUGGUCCCGCAGGCCUCAGGAGAGGACAUGGCCCAGAACUUGAAGGACUUAGCAGGACGGUUGCCUGCCGGCCCUCGGGGCAUGGGCAUGGCGCUGAAGUUGCUACUGGGAGCCGGCGCCGUGGCCUACGGCGUCCGCGAGUCCGUGUUCACUGUGGAGGGCGGGCACAGAGCCAUCUUCUUUAACCGGAUCGGUGGCGUGCAGCAGGACACCAUCCUGGCCGAGGGCCUUCACUUCAGGAUUCCCUGGUUCCAGUACCCCAUCAUCUAUGACAUCCGGGCCAGACCUCGGAAAAUCUCCUCCCCCACAGGCUCCAAAGACCUGCAGAUGGUUAACAUCUCCCUGCGAGUGCUAUCUCGACCCAACGCCCUGGAACUUCCCAGCAUGUAUCAGCGCCUGGGGCUAGACUAUGAGGAGCGAGUGUUGCCGUCCAUCGUCAAUGAAGUGCUCAAGAGUGUGGUGGCCAAGUUCAAUGCCUCACAGCUGAUCACCCAGCGGGCUCAGGUGUCCCUGUUGAUCCGACGGGAGCUGACAGAGAGGGCCAAGGACUUCAGCCUCAUCCUGGAUGAUGUAGCCAUCACAGAGCUGAGCUUUAGCCGAGAGUACACUGCUGCUGUAGAAGCCAAACAAGUGGCCCAGCAGGAGGCCCAGCGGGCCCAGUUCUUGGUGGAGAAGGCGAAGCAGGAACAGCGGCAGAAGAUCGUGCAGGCUGAGGGUGAGGCUGAGGCCGCCAAGAUGCUUGGAGAAGCACUGAGCAAGAACCCUGGCUAUAUCAAACUGCGCAAAAUCCGGGCAGCCCAGAACAUCUCCAAAACGAUCGCCACAUCACAGAAUCGUAUCUAUCUCACUGCUGACAACCUUGUGCUAAACCUACAGGAUGAAAGUUUCACUCGGGGAAGCGACAGUCUCAUCAAGGCUAAGAAGUGAGCCUGGUGACCAAGAACUUCGCCCCCAGAGAGGAAGUGGGUCUCUUUCUCCCCUGGUUUUCGAGGAGUCAGCUAGGGGUCCAGCACACCCCUGGCCCACCCCAGUAUCAUGUGAUGGUCCCCUCUGUGUCCACCCUCCCAGCCACUCUUGGAAGACUGACCCUUUUUCAAGGAAAUGACUUUUCCUCUUCUCCAUUUUGUCCAGGGGUGUUGGAACAUGUGUGAUUUCUCAGUGAUUUCCUACAGUGUUGGUUCAGUGCCUCAAGGUUGGGAGGAGAUAAUCACCAUCCCAGGAAUUCUCAAUAAAUUUUUAUUACUUAAACUGAAGUCAAGCCCUCACGUGUCUGAGCUGUGUUAGGAGAAGCACGCAUGCGCACACUUCAGGGUCUUUCCUGGUAUCUGCCAGCAGAGGGUGCAAAGAACCAGGCCAGGGCAGUUAGGGACAAGCAGAACCUAGGCCCUGCUGCCCUCGCCCUCCAAGCCUAACAGAGUGAGACUAGCAGGCCCUGGGAUCCUGAGGCCUAGCUGUACUUUUCACCCUACCAUCUGUUUCUACUGCAUUACCCCAUUUAUUUACCAACAUCUUUCUUGAAGCUGGAGCAGCUGUAGCUUUGCUGAGCCAGACAAAAAAAUUCAGGACCCAAGGAGUGCUGCUUCCUUGGUGACAGGGCUUCAUGUGGCUAUGGAGGAGACCAUUUGUGCCCAGUGGAUCUUGUUGCCUACUGUGGGCUACCCAUACUUAACAGUUUCUUGGUCACCAGAUCUGAGGAGCUGUUUGCAUAACUGAGGGCUCUGCCUAGGGAGGUGAGCUCCUUACUCCCACAGCUCUGGGUCCCCCACAGAACAGGUACCUGCUUUCAAUCCUUAGAUGAGCCUCCUGAUGUUAUUCCCAAGACAGCCCUCACUGAAUUCCAAGCACCAGAAACAAAACGCCACUGCUUGUACUUGUAUCCCACUACAGCCCGUUUCCCAUCCUGUGUCAUUACGGGGGGAGCCCUGAUGGCACAGUGGUUAAGAGUGCCAGAGUAGUUAAGAAUCCACCACCAUUGCUUGGAAACCCUAUAAGGCAGUUCUGUGUCCUGUGGAGUCACUAAGAGUCAGAAUCAACCCCAACAAGUUUGGUUUUUUUGGUCUCUAUGGGGAGACAAGAAACAUUUGGAAGUAUAAAACACUAGGGGCAAGAGUAUGUACAGGAAUUACAAAAAUGUGUGGUAGAGGGACUGGAUUAAUGUUCAAUGUCUUAGAGUUUGAAGAAAGUAGAUUAACUUUCCCCUGAUCUGGGGGUUCAGUAUUAUGAAAGGGAUAGAGAUGAGGCAGCCUGACCCUGAGAAAUUGGGAGCCUAAUAUGAAAUUGACAACCAUACAAAAGACAGGUCAAGUGAUCUGGAUCAACCCUCCACGUGUUCUAUUCAGACUUUAUUUCACUUUCCCAAGGCGGGAAGAGAAUGGAGUUGCCUAGGGAACAAGUAUUUCCAAAUCCUGCUGCAGCUUAGAGGCAGCCAUUUUGUUUCCUCUGCAUUGUUCCCCUUUUCCUAGUGAUUCACCCCCGAUCUGGCAGGGUAAAGGUCAGAGGUUGUUGGUCAGGAGAACUUCAUGGUCUUCAGGUUGCCCUGAAGGUCUUUGCAGAGGGAACC